This is a messenger RNA of Nematocida ausubeli, 1404 nucleotides long. RefSeq lists its product as uncharacterized. NCBI's taxonomy places the organism in Eukaryota, Fungi, Microsporidia. The coding region runs from base 1 to 1404 and encodes 467 amino acids. The record is from RefSeq and is a predicted model, not a curated record. The transcript has a single exon.
AUGAAAAAAAGCCUACGAGAGUGUUUUAAAACAAAGGCAUCUGCUGUUUUUGGGGAGUUUUCGCGAAAUGCGUAUCUUCGGGAGGUUGUGAAGUACAUAACUGACCGAUAUGCAAAAAAAAAGUACUUUGAGCGGCAGGCGCCUCAGCCGCCCCAGAAAAAAACGAGGCUGUCAUCUUUUGAGAACUUCACAGAAACCACCUCAAUCAACAAAUGCACACUUUGCGUUGUGGUUCCAAACAAAGGACUUAUUGCUGAGAUUGUGGCGCGGCUCAUGGCAGAGAAGAGUAUUCUUGGAGAGGACAUAAAAACAGAGAAGUAUGCAAUUGUAGGGGAUGAGGACGAUGACUUCAUGAUGCCUCUAAUGUAUGCGGACGGCGAGUUUAAAGAAGCAUACAACAGCCAGGCGGAUGUGAUUUUGGCCACCACAAAGGCCAUGGUAACGCUGGGGGACCAAAAGCUGGACAGAUCAAAGUAUUUCAUCCAGACUGCGGAGGAGCUAGUGGACUUUGCACGGAAAGCCAAGAAUGAUCUGAACAUAUACUCCUUCCUGUCCGGCGUGGACACUGUAAUUGUGCUUGAUGCAGACAUUCUUCUUAUACAGAACUCCGUCUCGUUCUACGAAACACUAAAAAUCCUGGAGGAGGCGCGCCCCGCCAUAAGGCCACAGAUGAAUCUGCGCUACCUAAGCAGCGGAGAGGAGAAGAAAGCCUUUGUCUUCCUUGCUGGUGUGAUUUCUCCCGCACUAGUCUCUCUUAUUGAGAAAAAGCCAGGGCACAUGAUAGUUAGUAAAAAGGAGAGUGCAGAGCCCGCCUCCUCUGAAACGCUGGAAAGCACGCCUGCAUGCUAUCCGUACAGUGUGUGUCUUAAGCUGAAUAAGACCGUGGCUACUGAGAAGUAUGCAGACCACCACAUUACAACUCUCUUGAAUUCAUACGAGAGGACUCUGGUGAUUGUAAAGGACUCUGUUGAGAUGGAAAAAAUCAAAACAGAAAUUCAUAAUAGCUCUGGGUUCGCAGAAAAGAACAUCUUCUUUAUAGACGAGUUUACUGCAGAAAGCAAGAUCAAGGAGGAGAUAAAAUCAAAGAUUCUAAGAAAAGUAUGGAUAAUCACAGAGAGAUUUAUAUUCUACAGGAAGAAAAGGCUUUCCCGUAUACUCACUCCAUACAGCCCAAUAAAGAUAUUUGCUCCCUAUGUUGUAAACCCAAGAAUUCUGCAGCUUGCAAUAAGCAAAACAGAAGAUCUAGAGGAAACUGAGAAUGGCUUAUACAAUGCACCAAUAACACUUGUUAUAUCAAGCGAAGAAGAAAGAUAUUUUGUAAACGACCUUUUUGGACGGCAGGUUUCUAUCAGCAAACUCUUUGAGUACUCCGAUGAGACCACUAUUAAUGUGCAGGAGAAAUAA